AUGACUUCCUUCUACAUGACCUCAAGCCAGCCUCUGGGCAGCACCCAGAAUCCUGGAGAAAGAAGUGUCUGCCCCUCCUCCAUGGAUAUUGGGUACCACCCUGGCUUAGAGGAAAAGGCUGCCUGCCAAGGCCUCCUGGCCAGCCUGGCACAUGUCAACAGAGUUCGUGUGGGGACCACUCCUCUGGGCCGACCCAAUCUCUGUCUGCCCAACAGCUGCCACAGUGCUUGCCCUUUGCCAGGAACCCGCAACAUUCCCGCCAACAUCGGAAGCUGUGGGGCCUAUGGUGAAGGCACCCUGAACGGCCAUGAGAAGGUGACCAUGCAGUACCUGAACGACCGCCUGGCCAACUACCUACAGAAGGUGCGGCAGCUGGAGCAGGAGAACGCGGAGCUGGAGACCAAGAUCCAAGAAUGGAGCAAAUGCCAUGAGAUGACCAUGUGCCCCAACUACCAGGGCUACUUCCAGACCAUCGAGGAGCUCCAGCAGAAGAUCCUGUGCAGCAAAGCUGAGAAUGCCAGGCUGGUUAGCCAAAUUGACAAUGCCAAACUGGCUGCGGAUGACUUUAGGAUCAAGCAUGAGAGUGAGCACUCCCUGCGCCUGCUGGUGGAGGCGGACAUGUGUGGGAUGCACAAGCUCCUGGAUGACCUGAGCCUGGCCAAGGCCGACCUGGAGGCCCAGCAGGAGUCCCUGAAGGAGGAGCAGCUCUGCCUCAAGAGCAACCACGAGAAGGAAGUGAACAUUCUGAAGUGCCAGCUGGGAGACAGGCUCCGGAUUGAGCUGGACACGGAGCCCACCGUGGACCUGAGCAGGGUGCUGGAGGAGAUGCGGUGCCAGUACGAGACCAUGGUGGAGACCAACCGGCGUGAUGUGGAGCAGUGGUUCGAAGCUCAGUCUGAAGGCAUCAGCCUGCAGGCCUCAUCCUGCUCCGAGGAGCUGCAGUGCUGCCAGUCGGAGAUCCUGGAGCUGAGAUGCACGGUGAACGCCCUGGAGGUGGAGCGCCAAGCCCAGCACCACCUGAAAGACUGUCUGCAGAACUCCCUGUGUGAGGCCGAGGCCCGCUUCGGCACCGAGCUGGCCCAGAUGCAGUGCCUGAUCAGCACCGUGGAGGAGCAGCUGGCCGAGAUCCGGGCUGACCUGGAGCGGCAGAACCAGGAGUACCAGGUGCUGCUGGACGUCAAGGCCCGGCUGGAGUGCGAGAUCGCCACGUACCGGAACCUUCUGGAGAGCGAGGACUGCAAACUCCCCUGCAAUCCCUGCUCCACGUCUGCCGCCUGUGUGCCUCCCGCCUGUGCUCCGCACCCGAGCUGUGCCCCCUGCACCCCGUGUGGGCCCGGCUCAGCCCGUGCAGCCAGCACUGGGAGCCGGUUCUGA
Eptesicus fuscus (big brown bat) is the source of this 1374-nucleotide messenger RNA. RefSeq names its product keratin, type I cuticular Ha8-like. Bases 1 to 1374 code for a protein of 457 amino acids. Gene Ontology annotation, molecular function: structural molecule activity. The transcript is spliced from 7 exons. NCBI's taxonomy places the organism in Eukaryota, Metazoa, Chordata, Mammalia, Chiroptera, Vespertilionidae. The record is from RefSeq and is a predicted model, not a curated record.